AUUCCUAGGAUUACCCAGCGUACCCCGCGGGUAAAGAUGGCGAUAGAUGAAGAGGGUAGGAUAUCAACUUUGGCCGGGAACAACCAUAGCUGAAUUUCGGUUUUAUAGAGAAUAAACCGUUAGUUAUCGGUUGUGUAAUUGCUUAAUGGUUAGGCACUUAUAUCAUUGUCAUUCGUGAGUCUACGCAACGUGAUCGAAUAAUUACAGCGCAUGAGCUUCCUUCCUUGCAACCAAACUGCAGACAGCGUCCGUCCUAAGAAGAGCGGAUAAAGUUUAUUACGGAUCUGACUCAGCCCUCUGACACUGAUUUAAAAAUUAUUUUUUUAAAUUAUUUGGGGUAACUAUAACGGCAGACAUUAAACAGGUUAUCAGUAGCCCAUAGGUUCACAUGCCAAGAAGGCGAGGAGGAGGACAAGGAGGAGGAGGGGCAGGAAGAGGAGCCAGAGGGGACACACCCAGGGCGAUCAGUCUGGAACACGUAGCAUAUGCUCCUAAAGAAUGCCUGUGACUUAAGAACCUGUGGAUGAGGACAUCGCUGGAAUACCUCAGAAUUUGGGAAUAACCGACCGGACAGACGCUGAGCACCAAGGAUGACGAGCGCUACCCCGGCCAGGAAGCCGUACCGCAAGGCUCCGCCUCAGCACCGCGAGUCGCGCAACAGCUUGCCCUCGUUCCUAGAGGACCUUAGUGGGAGCACGCCGUCUGCGCCUGCCAACACCGCUGGCCCCAACCCUCCUGACCCCUGCCAGGACUCCUUAUCAGAUGCAGACAGGAUCAAGAUCCUGCAGCAGCAGAAUGAAGACCUCCGCCGGCGGCUCUCCCACACCACCCACAAGAUGGAGGCCAUGGAGACGGAGUUUGAGACCAGCCGCCACUACAUGCAGGGGGAGAUGGGUCGCACGCGCGACGACCUGGAGAAGAUGAGAGACAAGUUCCGCAGACUGCAGAACAGCUACACCGCCUCCCAGAGGGCCAACCAGGACCUGGAGGAGAAGCUUCAUUCCCUGCUCCGUAAGGUGGAGAGGGACAAGAAGACCAUGGACCAGGAGAUAGUGGAGCUCACCAACAAACUCCUGGACGCCAAGAACACCAUUGACAAGCUGGAGGAGUUGAACGAGCGCUAUCGGCAAGAUUGCAAUUUGGCCGUGCAGCUUUUGAAGUGCAAUAAGUCCCAUUUCAGAAACCACAAGUUUGCAGAUCUGCCCUAUGAGCUGCAGGACAUGGUGAACAAGCACAUGAAGGCCAGUCUGCCGGAUAAGAGUCCCCAGGGGGCCCAGGGCCAGGACUCCGACACCAUGAGCCUGACGCCUGCCGACGUGGUGCCCACAUCCGUCAUUGCCCGUGUACUGGAGAAGCCUGAGCCGCUGGUGCUCAACUCUGCCCAGUCCAGCAGCAGUGCAGGCCGACCCCAGGCAGAGGACGUGUUUGUGCAUGUGGACAUGACGGGGCCCCAGGCCGAGGCAGGAAGAGGGGGUCGAGAGAAUGGGGGUCCCCGCCACAGCAGCAGAGUCCCACCCCAAAGCAGCCAGGCACAAGAGCUCCUCCAGCAGAACGGUAUGUGUCGGAGCCAGAGCAGCCUGUCAGCAGAUGGCCAGCCAGGAGAGGAGGGUGGUGGGGCCUUUGAGAAGCUCAACCCCUACCCAGCCCCCCCUCCGCCCCAUCCCCUCUACCCCGGCCGCAAGGUGAUCGAGUUCUCCUCGGACGACAAGGUGAAGAUCCCCAAGAACAGCCCCCUGCCCAACUGCACCUACGCAACGCGCCAGGCCAUCUCCCUCAGCCUGGUGCAAAACGACGAGGAGAACGAGCGCCAGCGCACUGUGCCCAACAGCCCCGCUGUGUCGGACGGGGGCUGGCGCUCUGGGGCUUCCUCUUCCUCAGGGGGAAGGGGGCAGCGUGACCCCUGCCGUACACCUACUCAGCUGGACACAGCAGACCCCAUUUCCAGUCAGUCCAGCCCCUUCAAGCCCCCACAGCCCCCCAGCACCUUCGCCAGCUCAGGCAGCUCUGAGGAGGACCUGCUGGCCAACUGGCAGCGCAUGUUUGUGGAGAAGAUGGCACCAUCCUCUGAGGGCACCCUGGUCAACCGCACUUCCUUCAGCAGCGAGACGGUCAAGGACCUGGAGAGGACCCGGACCAGCAAGCCAGGGGGCGGGGAAUCCCACAGGGGGGCACUACGGGGAGCCUACUCUGACGGGGAGGAGGGGUCCUCCACUCGCAGCUGGACUGCUAGCCGAGAGUCCAGCCUGGACACUGACACCAGCAGCAUGGCUGACCUCCGCAACAGGAGGGGGCAUUACGGAGCAGACUUCUCCACAGAGGAGAGCGAGCAGCUGCUGAUGGCCCUGGACAACCAAGACGACGCCAGUGGCGACACCGUGUCAACAACCAUCACUGUGGAGACCAGCCUGGCGGAGGCCAAGAUGAAUGAGUUUGUGGAGGAGACGGGGUCUGUAGGCAGCUCUGCAGAGGAGAGAGACAUCCUGCCCCAGGACUUCCCUGUCAUAGUACCCAGGGUCCUGGCAGGGCUCGAGGACUACACAGAGAACGCCCCUCCCCUCCCCGGCAACUCCUCCACUUCCACCCCCGGCCGACCCCUGAAGAGCCCAAAGAGGAUGGGAGUCCACCACUUGCACCGCAAAGACAGCCUGACCCGGGCACAGGAGCAUGGUAACCUGCUGGACUGAGACUAGGGGACUUUUUCCUCUCACUUCAUAUGUCGUCUGACAGACUAAGUCUUCUCUGCUCUGUGGACGCUUUAUCUUACCAGCAAGGAAGGAUGAUUCGAGUCGACCAACAUGCCUACGUGUUGGUCCUACCUUUGUCCGUGCUGCUGUCUCUCAUGAGUUUAGUCAGGAAAUAUGCACAUUCUCUAAUAACCACAUUCAAGAGCUGAUUUUUUUUGGAGAUAUGUGCAAUGCCUGCCUGCCAGUUGAACGGCAAAGUUCAUGGUGUUCCUUCUCUUGCCACUGUGAGCUGCAAACCCCUCCAGUAGCAGAACAAAGGGUCCUACAGAGGGUUAGUUUUUUCUGUCUCUCAAACACUCCAAACUGUUGCCGGAGGAGAAGGGCGACUCCAGGAUAUAGCCAUACCGUGUCAUUUCCUGUGUGUAAACAUCCAGCCAGUGUGUUUUCAUGGAACAGCCCAGAUGGAGCUACGAUUCAGCUCAUAAUUUGAGAUGAUCGUUGAUAUGCAGGACUUGAAAACAGACAAUAUGGAUGGAGUCGUUGCCUUCUCCCUCCUUUGUUCUCUUUUGCCCUGAAUUUUUGUUUCCUCCCCCCCCCCUAAAGAAAUGUUAUGUCAUGCAGGCAUCUGAUAACAUGUGAACUUUUCCUCCAUCGAUGAAUGGGGGAGAGGAUGAGCACUUGCAAGUACAUGCUGUUGUCUGGGGUGGAUGGUGGACCGGACACCCACACAGACUCUGUGCCUAUCCCUCUCUGUCUGAGGGGGUUUGUAAUCCCCCAAUGCCUAGAGAUGAUCUGUUCUGAUCCCCCUCUGAAGCUCCUGCAGUGUGCACAGGUCUGUUGAGCACCCCUAUCUUAAGGGCUCUCUUCUCUGAAAUUGGUCCACCACACAACAACUAGGAAGGUCACCCUUGAUUCCAGAAAUUCUAGGUCUCACUCCAAAAUGUAUUUUCUAGAAAACUGUAUUUUUGUUUUCAUAGAUUUUUUUUGGGGGGGGGGGAUUUUAUUUUGUCUUUCUAUUAUCCUAAGUGUUCACUUUUAUUAUUUCUUCAAUCACUUCUUCAUUCAAAUAAUUUACAUUUCGGCCUUUUUAUUUUUGUGACCAUUUUAUGCCACAGGUGUUAACUUAACUAUUUAUAGAGAUAUGACAAUGAUAAUCUAGAACAGUCAAUGUAUUUGUGUUCUCUGAGCUAUAGUAACCUACUAGUUGUGUAACGGUACACGUAUUUGUACUGAACCGGUUGGUACGGGGACCUGGGUUCGAUCCGCACUGUGUACCCAAAUGAAUACAUACAUUAAAAAAAAGAUAUAUAUAUAUAUAUAUCUCAAAAUUGCAAUCAAAAUUCUUAUCUUAAUUUGUGCAUUUCAAACCGUUCUUUUGUGAGGCGCAGCCGGGAAGUAGUUCUGUAUGGCGAGUGGUGUGGUCGAUAAACCAGGAGGGUUCUCCAUCGUUUAAAUCUCCAGUUUUGGAAAAUGUUUGCUUCCUAGUAGAUUACAACAGCGAUGGACAGGGAGAGUAUGUCGCCACUGCUCAACGAGAAGAGCCUAUGCAGCUGCCAACAUCUCAAACAUGUUGAUACAUUCAUGCCAACAUCACCCCAGUGUUCCUACCACCGGAGCAAGACGGAAACGCCCCAAAAAAUAACAACUUCGUCUCCCCUCUACAUUCAAGAAACCCUUCACAGCUGAUUCUGACCGGCCAAAGAAACUACAAGAGCGAUAGGCAUGUUUAUAGCCGAGGAUAUGCGCCCAUUUUCGGGUGGUUGAGAAAAUUAAGGGGUUUCAGCACCUCGUGAAAGUGCUCGAGCAACGUUACGAUCUUCGUAACCCAUUUCAGCAAACAGGUAGUUAGUACCCGCUCUAUAUAAGCAAGCUAAAACCGAAGUUGUCAAUGAUUUGGCCAAUCCACCCUGUGUUGCGCUUACUACAGAUUGAUGGACCUCCAGGGCUACAGAGCACUACUUAUUAAGUGACAGCCCAUCACAUUACCCCCCGAGUGGCAAAUGACAAGUACCGUGCUACAGACAGGCCCCCUUUAUGAGAGUCACAGAAGUGUUCAUAUUUUUCUCUUUGUAAGAAAACCUUAUAGCAUAGGCCUGUCUAUGUCUGAGCCAUGUUUACAUGUUGAUUUCACACGCAUAUUGCACUUUAUUUUAGUGUUGAUGAGUAAUCGUGUGUUUUCAUUUAAGAAAAUACAGAAGUGUUAUUCCUGAUUGUGCUCUCAUCAGGUAUUAUGACUCAUGAUCAUAUAUGGAAUCAGGAAUACCAAAACUUUGUGUCUUCUUAAAUAAGCAACAAUUGAUUUCAUUUCCCCUCUGUAAAACCGAACCGUGACCCCAAAACGGCAAUACGUACCAAACCUUGGGUUUGGUGAACCGUUACACCCCUAUAACCUGAAGCUCUGUGUUCAGAGUGCAACUUAUGUCAUUGUUGUGUGUAAAUAUUAUUUCCAUAACUAGAUAUGGAGAUAUAACAUUUGCUCUAUAAUUGAAGAUCAUUUCACUUUUGUUCUGUCAUUGGAUUUUUGUCAUCACUGUAUUUUCAUUUCAAGAAACAAACAGGCCGGUAGUACUAUUGGUAACUCUACUGUACAUGGGGUAUUACAAAGGAAGACCCAUAUGGCAUGAAAAAUGGUGUCAGCAUUUUUUCGGAAGAACCAAGACAUCCAUCUCCAGGCAUUUUUGUUGACGUGUUUUUCAAGUAUUCAUUGGGCUCUGGGUGAAAGUAAUUCUCCUUGAAGAUGCCUUCAAUUCUCUUUGUGUACCACUUCUGUUGGUAACGUAUUUGUAUCUCAUACAGCUACAGUACGUGUCCAGAACAUCUAAGUGACAAGGAAUAAUCGAAGGCGAAAGGUCUGUAUGGUGUGACAGCUGGUUGAUGAUGAGUUUUGGGGUAAUUCUACCGUUGACAAUAUCCUAACCAGGAAAGUAUUUUGAUUGGUGUAUUACUCAGUCUCCAUUGUGGGGGUUCACAGAGGAUGUCAUACUUGUAACUGGAUUUGAUAAAUGGCAUGAAGUAUGUAACGUUUAUUUUCACUGUAGUUACUUUUUCAUCCACAUGCUUUUAUAGGGAUCGGGAAUAUUUAUUCAUUCAUCAAGAGAUUAUUAUUUUUGUGAUUUUUAUGGAUUGACCUUGUGUGUACUUUUUUCUUGUGUUUUUGAUUUUUGAUUUGUUCCAUUAUAUUCGAUUGACUUAGCGUUCUGCAUUCAGCCAUGUUGAAUUUGUGUUCAUUUUAAUUCCAUUUGUUCAGCAUCAGACACUCAACUAUGUAGCUUUAGUACAUAAGGAUGAUUUACUGACGGAAAAAAUACGUUUUAUAUUUGUUGGCCUUUCUAACAGCUCUUUGAUUGUGUGGUUAUGAAGUCUAUGAUACAGUCCUGCUGUUUUAUUGAUCCUAGAUUGACCGCUCACAGUGGGAGCUCUGCAGUUGCAUUCGUUAUAAGGCAGUAAUCCAGGAUACAUUUGCAUGCCUGGUGCAGUGUUCUCAACCCUCAGACAUGCUUUUGUGUCCACGUGGUGUCAGUCAGACUCUAAUCCGUCUGGUAUUAUAUGUUCAUGCCACCGUCUAUGGGCUGAUGACGGUGUAAUAUCAUUUCAAGUCCAUUGGCAGGCAGUGCAUGCUGGAACACAGAAACCACCUGAAAAAAAAGAUUCCUCCUUGAUGUCUCUUGAACCUGCCCUCUCCCUGUACCUGUAGAUGUGGGUUUCAGUCCCCCCUAAAAUCUCUGUUCUUAGACCAAGAAGUACAAGACAUAUCAUGGAAAUGGAAACAUUGUUCUGUUUAGUACUGUGCCGCUGCCAGUACUGGGGUCAUAUUUGAGAGCUGUAUUCCCUCCUGAGUGAGAUGAGUCCCCAUAUCCCAGUAUAAAAGGCUCUCCACAUACUGUAUCCAAUAUGUUGGAAGCUUUCUGUUGCACUCCUGAAACCUGAAUAAUUCAACUCCAUUUUGUUGUGUGACGUGGGACUGAGGGCUCACAAAUCCACACAGUUCACGUCACUCCACCCAUUUAUAGCCUUAAACUUUUUUACAUUUUUUUUAAUUUUAGCUAUUUUAUUUUUGCUUACAGUCUGCUUAUUGGUCUUUCCAUUAUGUCUAGAUGUGCUGUUAAUAGCCCGUCAUUAAUAGUUGUAACAACCCUUGGCUAAAUUAUUCAUGUUUUAUUACACUCAGAAAUAGGUCUCUAAUACUUCAAAAAGAGAAAGGAGGAAUGGUAGUCUGUCAUGGUCUUGAAACUGGAAAUGUACAUUUUUAAUAUUUAAUGGGCUCAUCAGAUGUGCUGUAGACAAGGUUUUGUGCAAAUACAAAAAUCGAAAUGGGGGGAGGAUAAAAUGUGCGGGGCUCUAAUGUACCCAGCAUUAUAAAUAGGCCUUUACAUCUGGUCUCCUGCAACUUUAAUGAAUCCUCUUUCAAGAAUAUAAUUGAACACAUCUCUGUCCGACACAUCGCUUCUUUGAUCCAAGGUCACCUUCCCCAGGAUGCUCCACUCAUGUGGCUCUUUUUCAAAUUUAGUCUGAAAUGUUGAAAAAUGUCAGCUUCGUCGCUCCUCUUUUUAUCUGAUGCGGUGGAAUAAUCCCUCUGUGACGGUGACCGUUAACAGGUAGUUCACAGUUCUUUUUAAGGUGUAGGUUUUAGUCGGAGCAUGACUUAAACAGCCAGUCAGUUGUUCAUAGGAGCCUUGUCUCCAAUACAAUAUUUACACAGUGCCAAGGGUUUAUUGGAUAUAUUGAUAUUUGACUAACUGGAGCGUAAAGUAUUACAUUAUGCAAUUAGAAAACCCCGGCUCUACAUAUGAAUACAGAAGCAGGUUUUAUAGUGUAAUCCUACAUUCUGAGCUUGGAGUUGCAUUUGUGCUCUCUCUCAGCAUUCAUUUCUGCCAGGUGACAAAGCCAGUCCCUGCCCAAGGGCGGUGUUAUUGCAAUGAGAUGGUUCAUGAAUACUAAUAAAGAUGCUGUCUUGUCACAUCAAUGUAUGCAUCCAUUGCUGUUUAUUAUUCACCAUGUCUCCUUUUAUGGAGUUCAGUUGUCAAAUGAUCCCUUUGACAUGAAUGAAAUACAUGUUAAAUACUCUCAGAUACACAUGCCUAAUUCAGGACUUUUAUUUGGCUGCAGGUGCCAUUUAAAAUAUAUGGUGUGCUUAUUGGGGAUUAAUACUGUUAUGCCUAUAAUAUGAUUCUAGGGUACACACUGCAGUCUGGUACCUGAUGUUUUCCAUUACGAGGAAACUGUUGGUCCCAACCCCUGUCUACCAGUUAAGAGUGGCAAUCACAUUUAUUUUCUCAUACUAAGAAAAGUGUGCUUCGUUGAGUUCUUUGGUUGCAUAUUAUCGCACUCCUGAUGCGGUGUCUGUUCAUUCAUAGCUUUGUAGAUUUCCUUUGAUUUUGUAUGUAAGUGUAUGUUUCCAUGGUUAUGUAUCAUGUGAAUUUUAUUUUUUUUCUCAAAAAAAUUACUUGGACAGAAUUAUACACAAGACUGUUAAAACUGAACUCAUUUUUUCUGAAUUUAACUGAUGUAUAUUUUAAAACAAAUUAAAUAUUUUAAACUUAA
Molecule: messenger RNA, 8225 nt
Organism: Salmo salar (Atlantic salmon)
Lineage: Eukaryota; Metazoa; Chordata; Actinopteri; Salmoniformes; Salmonidae
Gene: tjap1
Product: tight junction associated protein 1 (peripheral)
Biological process (GO): Golgi organization
Cellular component (GO): trans-Golgi network
Source: RefSeq, a predicted model, not a curated record